Micropterus salmoides (largemouth bass) is the source of this 3173-nucleotide messenger RNA. RefSeq names its product transmembrane protein 275. The transcript has 2 exons. The record is from RefSeq and is a predicted model, not a curated record. NCBI's taxonomy places the organism in Eukaryota, Metazoa, Chordata, Actinopteri, Centrarchiformes, Centrarchidae. Bases 656 to 1276 code for a protein of 206 amino acids.
GAGGAGGAGGAGAAGGAGAAGGAGGAGAGUCGCAUCCAGAGGUCCACAGAGGAGUGAAGAUGCUCUGCGCUGUAGAUCAAAUAUGAAAUAAUGAAAUUUGACGGCUCCACGCCGACUGCCGGAGAGAUGCCUCGCACAUAUUGGCGGUUACCCUCUAUAUCAGUAGCAGGAUGACCUGUCAGGUGCUACGUGCGUCUCGGUCCUCUUCAGGAGCAGCACGCGGUGUUGCGUCUGUGUGUCAACUCAGAGGAAAUGCCAUCUCACCUAAGUGAUCUAUCCUCUUCCCUGGGAUUUAAUAUUCCUCCGCAGGUCGGAUCGCCUCGCCUUGUGUUUCCGCGGCCACUGAUUGAAUGGCUGUCAUGACUUGUGCCCUCAGGACUGUAAAGCUACGAAAGCAGGAUGAAAAACCCUCGUUUGGUGUAAAUGCGUCCUUUCGACCUCUCAGUAAUUACACCCGGUAAUUAAGACUGGGAAUCUCGGUGAAAAUCUACCGAUUAAACAAUGGAAAUACCUCCAGUAUAUCGACAUAAAGGACAAAGACGUUUCCUGGCUGUGAAUUUAUUUAAACGUUGCCAUGGGGAAGAGUUUGGGCUGAAACACAGGGAGAUUUGACAACACAGUGGAAGAGAUAGACAGAGAGCCUCGAGGUGCAGACAUGGUGAUCACUGACAGAAACACCGGUACCCCUGUACCUAAAAAGGAGCCCCAGAAGAAGACGAGGAGGAAGUCUCGCCCUCAUGGCCUGCCCUCUCCGGCACUCUGCUGUGCCUGUGGCCUAUGCAUCAUGCUGGCCGGACUGAACAUCACCCUGGUGGGAGCGUUCGCCUUCAGCACACUGGUGCCUUCUGCCAACCCUCCAAUCAUCAUCGGACCUAUCCUACUGCUGGUGGCCUUUUCCUUUUUUGGGGCCUGUUGUGUGUGCAGCCGCCUCCCCCCUCCCCACAGCUCACGGAGGUCUAAGGUGGGCGGCAGGGGCUCGGGGCUAAUGGGACAUGGCGGGCUGGCCGGUGGGGCAGCGUUUGAAAUAGAGACCAGCGAGCACACGCUGCAGGAUACUACAGCCGUGCAGCUGAGCCCCACAUCCUCCCCUGGAUCAUCCCAGGCGUCCAGCCCAGAAAAGGAGGCUCCUGAUGCGGCCCUGUCAGGACCCUGCAAGCUCUUCACCAUGGAGACCAACGGCCCUUCUUCUGUUUCAGCCACCGCAGUCUACUCUGCCUCCACAGCAGCAGGAGGGGAGGUGAGGCUCAACCUGCCACGUGAAGAAAUGGUCACCUAGCAGCACAGAAACUCUUCCAAGGCUGGAGUGCAGGCAGUGUAAAUAUCCGUCUGGGGUUAGGGCUUGCUGAGUGUGAUUAUGUCCUCUAGUUUAGUGCCAUAUUUCUGGUCGUGACAAGUUGUCCACAGUAUGCUUUUGAUUUCCUUGCUGUGCAGCCAACUGGUAAUUAGCAUGCAAAGUUAAUGAAACAUCAUAGGUUUUGGAAUUCAAAUUCCUACCUCACUAGUGCUGUUUUCCUACAGGUCUUUGUUUUUAAUGUGGGGGCAUUAUGAAGAGUUUCCAUGAAGAAAUCAAACCACAAACAUUUCUCUCUUUCACUGUUACUCUGGUUUGUGGUAAACUCACCUGUCAGUAGUGAUUUGAGAGGGCUCGCCUGCAGAAUGUGAUUGUUGAUUUGUUCUUAAAAGAGUAGAUGUGAAAGGUCAAUAGUGAAAACCUGAGUUGAACUGUACAGGUACGUUUGUAGUGACAUUUGGUAUUUUGUGUGCCAUUCUCAGUGCUGAACUUGUUUUUGGGGCACAACAUAUUAUAGGUCACAGGGGUCCCAAAGCAAUAUCCUGUCAAUUCAAUUUGUGGCAUUUACAGUUCUUACAGUUCUUGAUUACUCACUACUUGCCUACAGCCAAUACGUUUGUAAUGGGAAAUGGUGCAUAUAGACCAGUGUGUUACAGUAUAUUUACUUGUAACUGUGUACAAUGUGUGUAAGCAUUAUUCCUUUAGUUUGACAAAGGUCUGUCAUCACACUAACAUUAACAAUGUGAAUAUAAUCUUUCUCACCGCAUUCACAACAGUUUCUGAUUUCAGAUGGUAGUCGUAACUCAAAUCACAGUUUUAAGUUCAUGUUCACCAUAAUAUCUUCAGUAAUUCAUAUACAGUGUAAUGCGGUUUAGGUCAUGAUCCAGGUAGAACAGUGACUUACCUCACUUUAGGGCAUAAAAAAGUGUCAUAAUGAUGAUUUUUGUCACCAUGAAUUUGAAUUGAAUGAAUUUGAAUUUGAGUUCAUGUUUUACAAAUGUGAGCAUGUACUGAAUUCUCAUUUUAAUGUCUGAUAUGACAAACUUUAACUUCAUAUUCAGCAGAGGUUAACCUUCACUGGACCUAGUAAACACAAUAUGAGCAAGCCAAGACGUCUGACAGAUAUUCAGAUUGCAUAAAACAAAGUAUCUGUUCCCCAUCACUGUGAUGUCUUUUUGUCAGUUAUGAACUUGACUGGUCAAAAGAGACAUUCAAAGCCUGAUUUCCUUUGAAAGGAAAGUUGCCUUAGACUGAGAUAUCAGGAUCAAACUAAUGAGGGCUAAUAAAAGUGCACAAUAGCAUUUUUCUUUAGAAGGCCUUUGUUUGGCUCUGGAUUUCUAUUCCACACUGUUUGGAAAGCCUCACCAAGUUUUUGUUUUUUGUGGAUGUAACAAAUGCAUGCAAAUUGUUUAAAUGUUCCAUCCCAGAAAUGCAUAAAGGUACAUAGUCCAGUGACCAGAGGAUUCCCUUAUACUGUAUUAACCUUCAUUAUUUGUGACAGUGCUCCUCAAAGGGAUCAGUUUUUCUGUCAAAGCUCUCUCUCUCUCUCUCUCUCUCUCUCUCUCUUGCCAAAUUAGAGUGCUGAGCUUAUUUUUGCAUGUUUAGAGAACUGACUCAUGGAAACGCAAACACCCUGUUGUGAAGUGUUGGUGUUACCGUAUCUGUGUACUUUCAUUUGUGUAGCACAAAAAUCUGUAAAGGCUAGAUUAUUUUUGUGAAGAUUAUUAUUUGUUUACUUUGAAAGUAACCAAAUGUGAAUCCUUCAAAAUAUAUAAAUAAAAAAGGAGCACAUGAGGUUGCUCAAUAUGUAUGCGUGGCAUGACACCAUGUUCUUGCUACAUUGCAUUUUGUGUCAUCAUGAAGUGAAAUGAAUAAAAAUGAC